CUUCCAAACACAAAUCGAAAGAACCGAGCAAUUUCAAUCUCAAUCACCAUUUUAACAUCUACCAAUUGAAAGAGAAACAAGCAAAAGCACACCAAAAUGGCCACCAAAACCCCCAUCUCAACUGACAAGGCCCCCAAGGCCCUUCCCGGAAUCUAUUCCCAAGCCAUUGUCUCCAACGGGGUCGUCUACUGCUCUGGCGCUGUGGCUAUGGACGCAGAGACAGGCAAGAUCAUUGAUGGCGAUAUCAAAGCGCACACACACCAAUGCAUCAAAAACCUCGGAAACGUUCUCGAAGCCGCCGGUAGCGAUCUCACCAAGGUACUCAAGGUGAAUGUAUUCUUGUCGAAUAUGGAUGACUUUGCCGACAUGAAUUCCGUCUAUAUGCAAUACUGGGGGGAUGUUAAGCCUUGUCGGACAUGCGUGGCGGUUAAGACUUUGCCCCUGAAUACAGACGUCGAGAUCGAGUGCAUUGCUCAUCAGUAGGAGGGUAAGUAUAUCUGGUGAUAAAGAGUGCAUGGUUGGAGAAACAGAAAUCCAUUUUGCAUGUCUCCAGGUUGUUGAUUGUUGACUGAGAACCACAAAGAUAUAUCAUAUGUAUAUAAAAUUUACAGAGAACGAGUUCGAGGACUGUGAUUUUGUUGUUAGGGAAGUGAAGUACCCUGAGAUCGAUGUGAGCAAAGCUCCACUCCACAUGAGUCAGACCAGAAUAAUCGAGAAGAAAAUCACUGCUCAAUAAUCCCCGAAAAACUUUUGGCGAAUUCGUUCCAUUGCUAGUUCGUCCGGCAUAGGGGUGAUAAACUUAUCGAUUUCAUUGAUCCAAAAGGAGUUUUGGGGGUUGACUUGGCAAGCUGUAGUAUAUUCCCAGUAUGAUGGAUACCAGCCGGCAGUUUCCUAGUCAAUAAUUCCAACAAUAGUGUCGCCGCGGGCCAGAAUGUUGAGGCUACUAAGAUCGCCAUGGGUAAAUUUAAUAGGGAAAGAUCUAUCAUGUUGUCUGAUCAGUUCCUGUAUGGCGGGAUCAAGUCCCGGGUCAAAGUCCAUGCCACCUCGCAAAUGUCGGUGGAAUUCUUGGACACCUGGGAAAAGGCCCAAAGCGUAGGGAAGUGCCCGGCAGGCGGCCAUCAAAGAGAGUCCCG
Messenger RNA from Aspergillus welwitschiae, 1133 nucleotides. Its product is annotated as putative L-PSP endoribonuclease family protein Brt1. The transcript has 3 exons. The record is from RefSeq and is a predicted model, not a curated record. Gene Ontology annotation, molecular function: deaminase activity. Bases 97 to 483 code for a protein of 128 amino acids. Gene Ontology annotation, cellular component: cytosol; mitochondrion. Lineage: Eukaryota; Fungi; Ascomycota; Eurotiomycetes; Eurotiales; Aspergillaceae.